AUGCAAAACUUCCACGGAAACGCUGCUUCAAACGCCAACUUCGAUCCUCUCUACUCCCAAUCAAACGUCUUUCUCCGUGUACCUUCCCAAGCAAAUCAUCACCUCUGCGAGUGGAUGGAGAACGGUCAAAUGUGCGGCUUCUCCUUCGCCAAAAUGUCCGACUUCAUCAACCAUCUAAACCUCGACCACGUGAACAAUCCCACCAACGACGAGUCUGCCUGCUCCUGGUCCGGCUGCUCCCGUCAGGACAAACCCUUCAAGGCCAAGUACAAGCUCGUCAAUCACCUUCGAAUCCACACCGGCGAGAAGCCCUUUGUCUGCGACGAGAUCAUCAGCGGAAUCCCUUGUGGAAAGCGAUUUGCUCGCAGCGAAAACCUCAAGAUUCACCGACGAAUCCACACUGGCGAGCGCCCCUUCGACUGCUACCAUCCAGGCUGCAAAAAGACCUUCUCCAAUUCUUCCGACCGAAAGAAGCACAUGAAUGUCCACAAGAAAGGCGUCCUGAAAUGCCCCGUCGAUGACUGCGAGCGCGAAUACUGCCAUCCUUCGAGCCUCAGGAAGCACAUGAAAGCCCAUCACGGUGACGCAGCUCCAGUUCCAAUUCCAUCUCGAUCCAUUGUCGGCGAAAAGCGAGCACGAGAUGAAGACCAAGACGUCACCAAUUCCAAGCGCCAGAAAUCAGAACUCGACUGCUCUGUUGGCUCUCCAAACACUAACUCCAGCUCUUCCGAGGACGAAGGAUCUUCUCAUCUGACUGGAGCCUCAAAUUCAAAUGCCUUCGCCGAUAAUAUCUACGCCCACUUCGCUCAGAAUUCGACAACUGAAAACUACGCUCACAUGUUCCCAUCCUACUUCAACACCUACUACGAAUCUCUUGCUCAAACUUCCAACAUUCCCAUGUACAAUUAUUCUCUCAACUUGUAA
Oikopleura dioica is the source of this 924-nucleotide messenger RNA. The record is from the annotation of a GenBank genome assembly. Lineage: Eukaryota; Metazoa; Chordata; Appendicularia; Copelata; Oikopleuridae.